Molecule: messenger RNA, 1554 nt
Organism: Tripterygium wilfordii
Lineage: Eukaryota; Viridiplantae; Streptophyta; Magnoliopsida; Celastrales; Celastraceae
Product: protein WVD2-like 3
Exons: 7
Coding region: 138-1331 (397 amino acids)
Biological process (GO): microtubule cytoskeleton organization
Molecular function (GO): microtubule binding
Source: RefSeq, a predicted model, not a curated record
CCAGUAACAGCAACAAAGCACCACGCGCACAUACAUACAAACACGCACAGCUCAACAAGGCAGAGGAACCACCACAACCUACUGAGAGAACAGCGAGAGCGUCCACUCUUGACAGAUCAGACCUGGACGGCAUAAUAAUGGGCAUAGAAGUGACAGAUAUCUGCAUGGACAAGGAGCCUGAUUGUGUUGUUUAUUCAAAUGGUGUUUCUGAGGAUUCUAGUCAUGAAACUGCACCUAAUCAUGACGGUAUGUUAGAAUCAUACGAGCAUAUUGAUGGAGAUCCUGAACUCCCAAGUUCAGAAGAGAGCGCUGAAAUUAAGAAAUACGAGGUGAAGGAAUGUACAACUGAAACUUCAUUAGAUCAUGAUGGUAAAUCUAACGAGGAGAAAAAUGCAUUAAGCUCAAGCAUUGAGGUUGGCUUAAACGAAGAGAUAGUAAAAUCAGAAUCCCUGAAAACAAAUAACGAUCGUAAGUCAGGCUCAGUAUUGAAGCAUGCACCAAAAUCUGCUGCUGGAAUUGUUCGAACUAAAAACACUGUUCCACAGCCAUUUGCCCUUGCAACUGAGAAGCGUGCUUCAAAUGGUUCUCGCCUUUCUGUGCCUGCUUCUAAUGCCAGCACUGGUGUGAUUAAGUCAUCUAAUGCAAAAGCAACAAAGCAGCAUCAGCCAACUUUGGUAUCCAGGAAGCCGUUGCAACCAAAUAACAAGAAGAUACCUGAUGAGGAUGAUUCUUGCUCUGUUGCAUCAUCAACCGCAGCAUCUAUGAGAACUAUGAAGUCCAGGUCUGUUGUUGCAUCUGCUCCAAUACUUAGAUGCACUGAACGUGUUGAGAAACGGAAGCAGUUUUAUUCCAAAUUAGAGCAGAAACACCAAGCACUGGAGGCUGUGAGAACCCAGAAUGAAGUGAGGAUCAAGGAAGAGACAGAAGAGGCUAUCAAGCAGCUGAGAAAGAGCUUAAAGUUCACAGCCACCCCAAUGCCAAGUUUCUACCUUGAAGGACCACCGCCUAAGGUUGAGCUGAAAAAGCCACCACCAACUCGUGCAAAAUCACCAAAACUGGGACGGAGAAAGAGCUGCAGUGAUGCAGUGAAUUCUUCUCAUGGAAAGAUGGUGAAAGGCAAUUCUCACCAUGGGAAUCGUCAAAGUCUGGGAAGUUUCAAAGUAGAAACAAUUGUCGCUGUUCCCAUAAACGGAAAUGAAAAGCAAUGUGUCCAAAAUGGUCAUGCCAUUCCCAAAUUCAAGGAUGAGCCCAAGAAAGUGGAAGAGGUAAAUAAGUCAAUCCUGCCUGAGAUACAUGAACUGAGUAACAGAGACGUUACUGUCCAGUCUUGAGAUUGUGCAAAGUUUCUUAAUUUAACAGAGAGGAAAGACCCUUAUAUUCCGUGCUUUUUUUUUUCUGCGACUGUUCUGAAAUUAUUUAUUUUCUCGCUUUUAAGUUGCAAGGACGUGUUGCAAUGUUUGUGUAAUUUAUCAACUGUAAAUUUUCUGUAAGUUAUAUAAAUUAUAUGUAUACAGAACACCCCUCUUUUCUAUAAAUAUGCUAUUUAUCUGAGAA